AUGGGUUGUGUUGGAUCCAGUUCACGUUCCAAUGGACAAGGUGGGCGUAGAUUGCGAAAACCAAAGCCUUGGAACCAUACAGAGCCACUAACGAAUGAACAACUUGAACAGAUGCGUGAAGAAUUCUGGGACACUGCUCCUUAUUAUAAUGGCAAACAAGAGAUAUGGGAAGCUCUUAGAGCUGCGACUGAACAUCUUGAAGAAAAUAUAGAAUUCGCCCAAACAAUUAUCGAUAGCGCAGGCAUUAUCGUUCAAUCUUCAGACAUGACCAUUUGUUACGACGAGAGAGGUGCUAAGUAUGAAUUGCCUAAGUAUGUUGUGAGUGUGCCAUCGAACAUGAUCCAAAAUGUAGAUAAUGAGCAGAGUGAUGCAUGAUUAAUUAAGAAUGUAAAUUGCUUAAACUAUAUUUCUCUAGUUAGUAC
This is a messenger RNA of Impatiens glandulifera, 422 nucleotides long. RefSeq names its product ubiquitin domain-containing protein 2-like. Bases 1 to 375 code for a protein of 124 amino acids. The transcript is spliced from 4 exons. The record is from RefSeq and is a predicted model, not a curated record. NCBI's taxonomy places the organism in Eukaryota, Viridiplantae, Streptophyta, Magnoliopsida, Ericales, Balsaminaceae.